GUCUCUAUUGAAAUGCCUCAACAAUCAAGUGCUGUUCAGGUCCCUCUCUCUGGUCGCCUGACACGCCCUCGGCAGAACAAUGAAGGCACAGCUCAGCUGAAACCGUGGCGAACACGAAUACCCACCAUUUACAUUUAAUCUACCCUGUCAUCAAAGACAUCAACGUGGAGACAAACCGCUUCAUUCGAUCCCACUCUCACCUGGUUAUCAGGUGCAAACGCUGCAAAUUCGAACUUGAUCAGAGCAAUCUGGGUUAACAGAGGAGGGACGUGCGCUUGAUCAAUGUGUGUGUGACGAGAGCUGCUGAUAUCAUGCUUAUGGGAAUACUGUAAUCUCCUGAUGGCAUUAAGCAACUAUUGAUGAAGAUUAGCCCUUUUUGGUCCAUGGGUUGAAAAGGGCCGCCUUAAGACCACCUUCUCCUCCUCCAGUCCGACCGCUCGGCCGCAACUCCAACAAUCGGCUUGACUUCUACUUGUGGUUCUCUUCUGGUCAGUUGCGUUCUUCCACGGCAGAAGAAAAAUGAUAUGGAUUUGGAUGUUUCCGGUCCUAGUCAUGCUGGGUGUGGCACAGACUUCAGACCCUUUGACAAAUUUGGAUUAUAUUGCUGGGACAUUGAUUUUCUAUCAAAAGGAGGGAAACGCUACCUACCUCAGGAACACUGGCCAUCUGGCCUCAGUUGUUCCCACAGAGACUACGUUUGAGUUCUUUGACGCCCGGAACAAUCUCACCCCCGAGCAGCGCACCUAUACGUGGGACCUGGGCAACGGAGAAGUGAUCCAAGGAACUGAGCCAUUUGUGCAGUAUAGUUACCCUCAAUCGGGCAACUACACAUUGCGCUUGAAAGUAGGAGUCAAUGUGACAGAAUCUGGACCUCAGAUUACUGGGGUUUACUCCAGAGACGUCCAAGUGCUCGAUGCCAUUAAAGAAGUCAAGUUAAAGGGAGCUUCAUACUACAGCGUUUCUGAGAACACCACUUUGACUUUUCAUAUUGAUGGAAGUCCUCCCAUGCGGGUGUGUUCGCGUUUUUACCACAACUGUGGGCCAGACGUGACCGGGGGCUGCACCCUGACUAUGCUGUAUGAGACCAACCUCAGCCUGAGCCACACCUUCACCUCAGCUGGAGUCCACUGCCUGGACAUCAGUGUCCGCAAUGACAUCAGCAACCUGCAAGUUUCAUUCAGUCUGGAUGUGAGGGGAAACUAUAACACCCAGAUAUUCUUAAUCAUGUUUUCUGCUGCAGUUCUUGUUGCAGCCAUCUGCUUCAUCGUCCGUCGCCGUUACAAAAGAUCACAGAUUGCCAUUUCCAGUAAUGCUACAUUCCUAAAGAACCAAGACUAUCAUGAUCAAAGCAUGAGUCUCCUCGACAUGUCCACUGUGAAGAGGAGUGAUAAAGAGUCACGCCUCCUGCAGUAUGGCACCCACUACUUCUAACCCUCAUACUGCUCCAGUGUGAUUUGCUGUGUUCCAGCAGUAAACUAUUCUUAUUUUGCAUAUAUGAUGGACUAAUGCACUGAUUUAGUUUAGCACAAUCUCACAUUCCAUUGCAGUUAAUCAAUCUAGUCCUGACUACUGUCUAUAGUCUGUAGCCCAAACUUUCAGCUCAAAUAUUUUGUACAUUUCAAAAAAUAGAAAAGUGAUCAUAGCUGACAUUCAAAUGUGCUUAGAAUACAGUUUUUAUUAGUCGCUUUGACCUGUUGUGAAUAAAUAGGUUCCACUCAUUUUCAUCCUCACUAUUACAGCAGUGCAUCAGCCAAACGUGUAAACCCAUUCUCAUUGGAUAGCCACAUUUUGUCCUCCUUUUGCAAAACAGUUUCCACUGACAUCAUUCAAACAACCUAAACCCCAUUGUUUUAGCUUUGGUGAAACCAAUCUGUUUUAUUAGAAACCAGUAAGACCAAUAUGAACUCACCAUAGCACCUGACGCUCCUCCAUGAAUUUUCUAUCAGCUUUUAGGCCUUAAAAUGGUUCAAGGUCUGUGUUGUUGCAUGGUUAGAGGAGGUCUAAAGCAGAGACUGAGAAUCAACAGUUUAGUUGUGUCUCAUCCUCCAAUACAUUUGGGGACUGUAUUUUGACUGUAUUCUAGUCUACAUGUAUUUUCUGUAAUAUUUGCAAUAUUUCAGUUUUCUGCCACAGUUUGGAAAAUGUAUGUCAUGGAUUCAAUAAAUCAAAGCCUUUCUUCAUCUGGAUCCAAUUCUUUGCAUAAAAGGUAAAUUUGACAUAAACUAAAAUGACGACAAAUAGCAACAGGCUACAAUGACAAUCAAUGAUGCACUGAUUCACACUGAGAUCAGUGUUUUGUAUUUCGCUGUCCACUGUGUUAUGACUGAUUAAUGUGUUCAUAUACUUGGUUGCAAGUUGUAUUGCUUGUAGGCAAAAUAAGUUUUUGAUAAACCCAUUGAAAAUAUGAUAA
This is a messenger RNA of Betta splendens (Siamese fighting fish), 2410 nucleotides long. It is a transcript of the gene tmem130, whose product is annotated as transmembrane protein 130. The record is from RefSeq and is a predicted model, not a curated record. The transcript is spliced from 10 exons. Lineage: Eukaryota; Metazoa; Chordata; Actinopteri; Anabantiformes; Osphronemidae. Bases 520 to 1431 code for a protein of 303 amino acids.